This is a messenger RNA of Aspergillus glaucus CBS 516.65, 442 nucleotides long. RefSeq lists its product as uncharacterized. NCBI's taxonomy places the organism in Eukaryota, Fungi, Ascomycota, Eurotiomycetes, Eurotiales, Aspergillaceae. The transcript is spliced from 2 exons. The coding region runs from base 41 to 442 and encodes 133 amino acids. The record is from RefSeq and is a predicted model, not a curated record.
GUCAAUUAUGACCUAGGAGUCAUUUCUAUUAUCUACCGCAAUGAAAAACAAAGACCGCCUCUACAUCGCCCCUCUACGCGCGCGCGGCGGCGCCCCCAAAAUGCCCAGGAAAGAAGAUAUGUACACCCUCCACAUCCACCCCAAACCCAAACUCCCCUCCAACACCUCCAACACACCCAAAACCACCUCACAACCAGAACCAGGAACAUGCUACAACGCCAAAGAAACCCUCUCCCCCACCGGGGUCCCCCAAUGGCACUUCCAAGAAACCGCUUCCCCGCCUGAUCCCAGUCACGCUGCUAUUCUGCUUGUGCGGGUUAUGGUUGCUAAAGUGAAUAAUACGCCACGCCUGCAAGAGCUUCUGCGGAAAGUGCCGAUAAGGCAGGGUGUGCAGGGGUGGAACUGUGUGGGGUGGGUGGGUGAAAGAGGCGUUGGAGGUUAG